AUGGGUUGCGGGCUAUCACAGCUAGCUGCCAAAUUUGCCUUCUUCCCACCAACUCCACCAACGUACCAGAUCAAGAAGAAGGAAGGUGGUGGUGGGAAUGGGAGUGAUAAGCUAACAGUUGUCUCCACUUCCCCUUCUCCCUCACUUCCUCUGCCUCUCCCCGACGACAAUUCCUUAGAUGUGCUGUUGAUCGACACCAAACGAGGCAACAAGAUCGUUGCUUUCUACCUCAGGAACCCAUAUGCAAGGCUCACUCUGCUUUACUCUCAUGGCAAUGCUGCUGACCUUGGUCAGCUCUACGACCUCUUUGUCCAGCUCAAGGUCAACCUCAGAGUUAAUCUCAUCGGAUACGAUUAUUCUGGCUAUGGAGCCUCCACUGGUAAGCCAAGUGAAUCCAACACGUAUGCUGACAUAGAAGCAGUGUAUCAGUGCCUCGAGACGGAGUAUGGAGUUAGUCAGGAAGACCUGAUUUUAUACGGACAAUCUGUUGGUAGUGGACCAACAUUGCACUUGGCAGCCAAGCUCCCAAGGCUGAGAGGGAUAGUCUUGCACAGCGCCAUUCUUUCCGGUUUACGUGUGCUCUGCCAUGUGAACUUUGCGUUUUGCUUUGACAUAUACAGGAACAUCAACAAAAUUCAGGCUGUGAAAUGUCCUGUGCUAGUGAUACACGGCACGGAGGAUGAUGUAGUGAACUGGUUACACGGGGACGGACUGUGGAAACUGGCAAGGGAACCAUAUGAACCUUUAUGGAUUAAAGGGGGCGGACAUUGUAACUUGGAGCUAUACCCUGAUUACAUCCGCCAUCUUUGCAGGUUCAUACACGAAAUGGAGAACAUGAAUACAAAACUACGUCUCAAAAGAAUACGUCAGCACCUCCACCUAAAACCCAAGUCAUCAACCCGCCACCGCUGCUGUAGGUUUAGACUCUGGCGCCCGAGAUGCCCAAGAUGUUUUACUCCCACGUGCAUAAAAUGUCGCUGCUGCAACAUCAGAUGCGGCAUGGGAGGGUGUUGGAAAUGCUGCUGCCCUCUGCAAUGUUGUUGGAAGCCGCCUUCCAGAUGCUGUUCGACUAAAUGCUCGACACCCUGCUGCUUCCGGUGGCAGUGCUGCUGCUGCUGUGGGGACAGCGGAACGACCGUUGGAAUUAAUGGAAAGCAGGAUGGAUGA
Linum trigynum is the source of this 1167-nucleotide messenger RNA. Lineage: Eukaryota; Viridiplantae; Streptophyta; Magnoliopsida; Malpighiales; Linaceae. The record is from the annotation of a GenBank genome assembly.